AUGCAUUCAACACUAUUCAUUGUCGUCCUAGGAGCCAUGUCUGUAGUAGUCAACGCAGCUCCGGCAUCGAAAACUGUGAAUCCAAAUGCAGUCACCGGAACAACAUGCACCGAUUCUUCAACAACUCUAGUGUCUCAUGAUAUUAACGUAGCCCUUCUCGGCAUUUGCGGAGGUAUUGCAGGCACCAUCCAGCAAUGCGGCGGAGAACCUACAUCAACAACCGGAGAAUCGGGCACUGCUCUUCUAAAGCUCAAUGCUGCCACAUCAGGACAAACGAUUGAUAUUACGAAAGGAAGAUGGGAGGGAUGCAUGAGAGCCGCGCGAGCGGUUUGCGGUGACAGUCCUUUCACAAGUACUUGCAUCGGCGGAGCGAAAGUGAAUGCUGGUAAUGUAGACUUUGAGCUUUCUGCCGCGUAA
Sclerotinia borealis F-4128 is the source of this 417-nucleotide messenger RNA. NCBI's taxonomy places the organism in Eukaryota, Fungi, Ascomycota, Leotiomycetes, Helotiales, Sclerotiniaceae. The record is from the annotation of a GenBank genome assembly.